AAAUAAAAAGUUAUGAGUGCUAAAACUGCAGUAAAUGGCGGUGGGCCUUUGCCACAACGACCACAAAAAAAUCAAGGAGACAAAAACCAAGAUAAAGCAUUGGAUGGUCCAGCUGAAAAGAAGCCACGCUUUAAUCAAGGCGGUGGACCCAUGCAGAACAAUCAGAACCAGAAUAAAGGUUUUGGUGGAAAUAAGAAUAAUCAAGGCUUCGGCAAUAGAAAUAAAAAUCGGGGAGGUGGCAAUCAGAAUGCUAACAAAGGCAAUUUCCAAAAUCAACAGAAUCAGAAUCAGAAUCAACAACAAAAUAACAAUCAGCAAUUUCAACAAAAUAGACAGCAGCAGCAGGGUGGUGGUGGAUUCGGCGGUGUCGGCUUCGGUGGUGGCAAUAACAAUGAUGGUGGCAUGGGAGGCCGAGGUGGUGGUCAGCGCGAUCGUGGUCAAAAACGUGAUCGUAAUUUCGGAAAUCGUGAUGGCCGUGAUGGUGGUGGCCCAAGAGGUGGUCCCGGUGGUGGCGAUGGUGGUCCACGUGGUGGUGGUCGCAACGACGAAUUCUUUGUUAAUCAGCGUUUGCGUUCUAUCUCAGGCCCCACCCAUGAACUUGAACCCAUUCAAGCAUCUGAGGAAAGCAAAUUCUCUGGACGUAAUCGUCUCUACGUCGGUAAUCUAACCGGUGAAGUCAGUGAAGAAGAGUUGAGAGAACUCUUCAAGCCAUACGGUGAAAUAGCCGAGGUCUUCUGCAAUUCAGAAAAGAACUUUGCAUUCCUUAAAAUGGAUUAUCAUGCCAAUGCUGAACGUGCAAAGCGCGAACUCGAUGGUACAAAUCGCAAAGGACGCGUUUUGCGCGUUCGUUUCGCCCCCAAUGCCACAGUUUUGCGAGUCUCAAAUCUAACACCAUUCGUCUCAAAUGAAUUGCUGUACCGUGCUUUUGAAAUCUUUGGUCCAAUUGAGAGGGCUAUGGUCAAUGUAGACGAUCGUGGUAAAUCUACUGGUGAGGGUAUUGUUGAGUUUGCUAAGAAGUCGUCGGCCAACAUUUGUCUGCGCUACUGCAAUGAGAAGUGUUUCUUCCUCACUGCCUCGUUGAGACCAUGUGUCGUUGAACCAUUCGAUUUGACAGACGACAAUGACGGUUUGCCCGACAAGUCGUUGAAUAAAAAAUUGUCAGAAUUCAACCAUGAACGCGGCAUUGGACCUCGCUUUGCUGAACGCGGCAGCUUUGAACAUGAGUACGGCACCAGAUGGAAGCAGUUGCAUGAAUUAUUCAAGAGCAAACAGGAGGCUCUGAAACGUGAAUUAAAAAUGGAGGAAGAGAAGUUGGAAGCUCAGAUGGAGUAUGCUCGUUACGAGCAUGAAACAGAGCUUCUCAGACAAGAAUUGCGCAAACGUGAGUCCGACAAUGAACGUAAGAAGAUGGAAUGGGAAAUGCGCGAGAAACAAGCCGAAGAAAUGCGCAAACGUGACGAAGAACAAGUGCGUCGUCAACAAAGCGAAAUGCAAUCGCGUAUGUUGCGCCAAGAAGAGGAAAUGCGCCGCCGUCAACAGGAAAACACAUUGUUUAUGCAAGCCCAACAGUUGAACUCUUUGCUAGAUCAGCAAGAGGGUGGUUUCAGUGGUAAUUGCAAUAACUUUGAUGGCUUUGGAAACAAUCCAAAUCCAUUCGAUUUCAGAGGCAAUAACAAUGGACCAAAUGGUCCCAAUGGCCCUAAUGGCCCCAAUGGUCCCAAUGGACCAAACAACCCACAGGAUUUCGGAUUUGAAUUUGGUGGUAACCAAAAUCAGCCAAGUGGUGGUGAUAAUGGAAAUCGUGGAGGCGGCGCUCAACGCGGUGGAAACAAUGGCGGCGGUAACAACAAUCCAUGGGAACGCCGAAGACGUUUCUGAGAUGAAGCUACAGACGAUUCACCUAUAUUGAUACAUACCUAAAUAAUUAGCACAUAAAACUGA
Molecule: messenger RNA, 1941 nt
Organism: Musca vetustissima
Lineage: Eukaryota; Metazoa; Arthropoda; Insecta; Diptera; Muscidae
Product: protein no-on-transient A-like
Exons: 5
Coding region: 13-1878 (621 amino acids)
Biological process (GO): regulation of DNA-templated transcription
Cellular component (GO): nucleus
Molecular function (GO): RNA binding
Source: RefSeq, a predicted model, not a curated record